UGGGGCAAUUUUGAUCGUUCAACGGUGGUACGCGAAGUUCUUUUCAAUAUCACUGUUUUAAGAUACAUACGUAUCAUACCCAAGACACACCAGACUACACCUUGCUUGAGGACAGAGAUCUAUGGAUAUCAAGUAAAUCAAACUUGUUCAAGUCAUAGCUUGGGCAUACCAAGCCCUAAACGGGUUCUCAACCACAGGAUUUCAGCAACAUCAUAUUACAAUAACGAACACCAUCCUUAUAUGGGAAGACUUGGCUCAGAUUCAGCAUGGGGGCCAGAAAAACAAAAAGGUUAUGACUACCUCCAGAUUGAUGUUGGUGCUGUGUCGUAUAUAUGUUCUAUAGCAAGCCAAGGCAAUGGGGAUAAUGAAUUAUACGAGUGGGUCACGAAGUAUGAGGUGUUGUAUUCUACAACCAAUAACCAGUAUAUAACAUACAGCGAGAAUGGGACAGACAAGGUAAAAUGCAUUUUUUUUAUGUAUUAAAAAACCUUGAGCUGCUACGAUAUUUUAUCUUGUUAGGUUUUUUAGCUUGUUUUAAUAACCCUCACAAUUUCCACUAAG
This is a messenger RNA of Actinia tenebrosa (Australian red waratah sea anemone), 561 nucleotides long. RefSeq lists its product as uncharacterized. Gene Ontology annotation, molecular function: protein binding. Lineage: Eukaryota; Metazoa; Cnidaria; Anthozoa; Actiniaria; Actiniidae. The record is from RefSeq and is a predicted model, not a curated record.